This is a messenger RNA of Myzus persicae (green peach aphid), 955 nucleotides long. RefSeq names its product DNA replication complex GINS protein PSF1-like. NCBI's taxonomy places the organism in Eukaryota, Metazoa, Arthropoda, Insecta, Hemiptera, Aphididae. The record is from RefSeq and is a predicted model, not a curated record. Gene Ontology annotation, cellular component: GINS complex. The transcript is spliced from 6 exons. The coding region runs from base 253 to 834 and encodes 193 amino acids. Gene Ontology annotation, biological process: DNA replication; DNA strand elongation involved in mitotic DNA replication.
AAAUUUCCUAUGCCUUUUGUUGCGAUCGUUUUAGAACGUCUUUGAUGUUUAAUUUUGCCGCUUUUUUUAUUAAUGAUAACAAUCAACAGAUAAGUUCAAUGCUUACAAUUUUACAUUAUAUAAGAAAUAUUUUUAUGAAAUAAAUAUUAAAAUAUUGUCCGACUGCAGUCAAUUGAUCGAAUAAUUUUCAUAUUUUAUUUAAUUUUUCCUUUUUUUAAAAAACUUUUGUCGUAUUUUUAAAUACAAAAAAAUAUGUAUUGUGAUAAAGUUAUUGAAUUACUAAAGGAAUUGGAACGUUCUCGUGAAGACACUAUCCCGCCAUACAAUAAUGAUGGAAUCAAUCAAGUGCUUUCUGAGAUGAAAACUUUAGAUGCAGAAAUUAUUGAGUUCUUGCGCAAACAAAAAGAUAAUUUGCCAUUGGAUGCUAUUCGUUUACGACGUGCAGCUAUAGAAAGAAAUAAAAGAUGUUUGAUGACGUACAUAUGGACUAGAUUGCAACGAUUAAAAGCAAUGAGAUGGGAGAUUGGGGCUAUUUUACCCUCAGAUGUUAGACAAAAUCUUUCACAAUCGGAGUUAGAAUGGUUUAAUAAUUAUUGCAAAACUUUAGUCUCGUAUAUGAAGACCAUAGGAUCAGAUACUGGACUCAAUUUAACUCAAGACACUAAGCCUCCUAAGUCACUUUAUACUGAAGUAAGAAGCUUAGUGGAUGCAGGUAAAUUAGAAUUAGAAAGUGGAGAAGUUUUGAUUUUACGAAAAAAUAGUCAGUAUAUGUUAUCAAGAUCGCAAGCUGAGCCACUUAUUCGUCAGGGCAUAUUGGAACAAGUCAGACAAUAAUUGAAUACACAAUAUAUUGGAUUUGUUUGCAUAUUGAUUAUCAUAGUUGUAAAUAAUAAAUGUUAAUUAAAUUCAUAUUGUAAAUGUCAAUAAUAUUUCAGCAAAAAUGUAAACUUUAAAA